AUGGCGUCGUUACUGUGGAAAGGCGACCCAGGGGCGGCAGAGAGCGAGCAUCUGAACAGCCCUUUUUCAAGCCCCGCCCCCCACCAGAAUAACCUUGAGGAUAUGAAGAAUACCGCAGUCUCAAACCGACAUGAUUCCAUUAAUAACACAGAAGAAGAUGAAGAAGAUGUAGUGGAUUUGGCAGCUAAUUCACUCUUAAACAAGUUAAUCCGGCAGUCCUUAGUAGAAUCCUGUCACCAAGUCGAAGUCUUACAAAAAGAUCCCAGCUCUCCACUCUACUCCGUGAAAACAUUCGAAGAGCUGCGGCUAAAGGAUGAGUUACUAAAAGGGAUCUAUGCAAUGGGAUUUAACAGACCAUCCAAAAUCCAAGAGAUGGCUCUCCCUAUGAUGCUGGCGCACCCACCCCAGAACCUCAUAGCCCAGAGCCAGUCUGGCACAGGGAAAACAGCCGCUUUCGUCUUGGCAAUGCUCAGCAGAGUCAACGCCUUGGAUCUCUUCCCACAGUGUCUCUGCCUGGCUCCUACUUACGAACUGGCUCUGCAAACAGGCCGUGUGGUUGAGCAGAUGGGGCAGUUCUGUGUGGAUGUCCAAGUGAUGUAUGCCAUUCGCGGGAACUCAAUUCCCAGAAGCACCGACGUCACCAAGCAAAUUAUAAUUGGCACCCCCGGGACUGUCCUCCACUGGUUUUUCAAGCGAAAAUUAUUCGAUCUGAGUAAGAUUCGUGUGUUUGUCCUGGAUGAAGCAGAUGUGAUGAUCGACACACAAGGAUUCUCAGAUCAGAGCAUUCGAAUUCAGAGGGCUUUGUCCCCUGAGUGCCAGAUGCUCCUCUUCUCUGCGACCUUUGAGGACUCCGUGUGGCAGUUUGCAGAGCGAAUCAUUCCUGACCCCAACGUGAUCAAGUUACGGAAAGAGGAGCUGACCCUGAAUAACAUCCGCCAGUACUACGUGCUGUGCGAGGAAAGGCGGGACAAGUACCAGGCCCUGUGCAACAUCUACGGCGGCAUCACCAUCGGCCAGGCCAUCAUCUUCUGCCAGACUCGUCAAAAUGCCAAGUGGUUGACGGUGGAGAUGUUGCACGACGGCCACCAAGUGUCUCUGUUAAGCGGAGAGCUGACCGUGGAGCAGCGAGCGUGCAUCAUUCAGAGGUUUCGGGAGGGGCAGGAGAAAGUCCUCAUAACAACCAACGUCUGUGCUCGAGGCAUUGACGUGAAGCAGGUCACGAUCGUUGUGAACUUUGAUCUCCCACUGAACCAAUUGAAGGAGCCAGACUAUGAGACCUACCUCCACCGCAUAGGGCGCACAGGGCGCUUUGGGAAGAAGGGCCUCGCCUUCAACAUGAUCGAAAUGGAAAAGCUGCCCCUGCUUAUGAAGAUCCAGGACCACUUCAACAGCAGCAUCAAGCAGCUCGACCCUGACGACAUGGAUGAAAUCGAAAAGCUUGAAUAUUGA
This is a messenger RNA of Pteronotus mesoamericanus, 1449 nucleotides long. RefSeq names its product DEAD-box helicase 25 (gene DDX25). Lineage: Eukaryota; Metazoa; Chordata; Mammalia; Chiroptera; Mormoopidae. Gene Ontology annotation, biological process: poly(A)+ mRNA export from nucleus. Gene Ontology annotation, molecular function: RNA binding; ATP binding; RNA helicase activity. The coding region runs from base 1 to 1449 and encodes 482 amino acids. The transcript has 12 exons. The record is from RefSeq and is a predicted model, not a curated record. Gene Ontology annotation, cellular component: cytoplasmic stress granule; nucleus.